Lentinula edodes (shiitake mushroom) is the source of this 1809-nucleotide messenger RNA. RefSeq names its product cytochrome P450 monooxygenase CYP63. Lineage: Eukaryota; Fungi; Basidiomycota; Agaricomycetes; Agaricales; Omphalotaceae. Gene Ontology annotation, molecular function: monooxygenase activity; heme binding; oxidoreductase activity, acting on paired donors, with incorporation or reduction of molecular oxygen. Bases 1 to 1809 code for a protein of 602 amino acids. The record is from RefSeq and is a predicted model, not a curated record. The transcript is spliced from 10 exons.
AUGCACCCCUCCAACUAUCGCAUGCGGCUAUCGCUCGAUUUCUUGAGGAUUCUCGCCCUCCCUUCUGCUGUGUUCUAUUUCAUUACCACACACUUGGUCAAGGUGCAUUUAGGCUUAUUAACUGCACCCACCCUAUACUUUGCGUUCAUCAUCUCCUGGUCAAUAUUCAAAAGCAUCUUCACGAAGGUCCUCCAACGUGCGGAACGACGCAGACUAGGCGCGAAGGAAAUUCCGUGCGUGAAAGGGGCUUGGCCGGGAAAUAUUGAUGUUCUAGUAAAGAUGUUACGGGCAUUCAAGACGAGCUAUAUUCUUGAUGUGUACCUUCAACUUUUCGAAGAAUAUCAGUGUACUACGUUAAACACGCGAAUUCUUUGGACUGAUCAUAUCAUUUCUAUGGACCAAGAACAUAUCAAAUUUAUUUUAUCGACUGGAUUCGAACAUUUUUGGAGAGGAAGAUGGCAGAAAGAGCGAAUGGAACGAUUUCUAGGGCAGGGCAUUUUUAAUAGAGAUGAUGAGAUGUGGCGUAUGCAUCGUGGAAAUACUCGCCCUUUCUUCGCUCGAGAAAGGAUUUCGGAUUUUGAUAUCUUCGAGAGAUAUACAGCUCAGACUUUGAACAUCAUAUCAGCAACUUCAAGCCAUUCUCGGACUCCGAUCGAUGUACAGGAUUUAUACUCGCGAUUCGCACUGGAUGCUGCUUCAGAAUUCCUCUUCGGCCAGAACCUUGAUACACUCUCUGCGACACUGCCUGUCGCAGGAAAGACUAAGAUGGGUCCGAAAGGAUCAGCAACCGAAGAUCCCUGGGGGUCUUUUGCUAGUGCGUUUGAGAUGGCACAGCAAGUUAUCACAGCACGAAGCCGUGUAGGAUAUUUCUGGCCUUUGUUUGAGUUAUUUCGGGAUAAAAAUGCUCCGAACGCAGAGGUGGUCCAUCGGUGGCUUGAUCCUCUAGUGAAGAGUGCGUUAAGUGAAAAGGAGAAAAUGGAGAAAGCGGGAAUAUGUAGUCCGGUGACAGAAAAGAAUUUUUUGCAGCAUCUUGCCGAAAGUACCGAUGACCCAAUUAUCAUUCGUGAUCAACUCCUGAGCUUACUCUUAGCGGCUAGGGAUACGACUGCAUGUCUCUUGACAUAUGUCACUUAUUUUAUGGCUAUUUAUCCGGAAAUAACGAAAAGGCUUAGGUCGGAGGUGCUGGAACAUUGUGGUACUUCUGGCUCAGUCACCUACGAGCAACUCAGAAACCUCAAAUAUAUGCGUGCCGUGAUCAACGAAACUCUACGUCUCUACCCUCCUGUGCCACUGAACGUCCGUGAAAGUCGUGCGGGAGGUUGUACCCUUUCCCCUUCAGAUUCUACUUACAGAGCUAGUUGCGAUGCAGAUGUGAUGGCUGACGAUCCCCGCCCUCUGCAUAUGCCAGGCUCAACAGCGAUCACCUUCCUCCCGUUACUCACUCAACGGAAUAAAAUCUUAUGGGGCUCUGAUGCGGACGUGUUUGAUCCUGACAGAUGGCUGGAAGGAGAAAGACUUUCUCGCUUUGUGGCUAAUCCAAUGAUGUUCACUCCGUUCAGUGCGGGACCCAGGAUCUGCUUAGGCCAAAACUAUGCCUACAACGAAGCUUCGUUCUUUCUGGUUCGACUUCUACAGCAAUUCGACACAUUUAGCCUUGCGCCAGAGGCUCAGCCUAGCGGAUCCUUACCUCCGCUUGAAUGGAAACGUAGAAAGGGAAGACAAGUUGAAGAAAAGAUUUGGCCGGCGGCUGCACUGACGUUGUUUGUCAAGGGCGGGCUGUGGGUGCGUAUUGCUAGAGAGGCACAUUAG